GUUCUGUAUAACUGUAUCUAUGAGGUUUUGUAUAACUGUAUCUAUGAGGUUCUGUAUAACUGUAUCUAUGAGGUUCUGUAUAACUGUAUCUAUGAGGUUUUGUAUAACUGUAUCUAUGAGGUUUUGUAUAACUGUAUCUAUGAGGUUUUGUAUAACUGUAUCUAUGAGGUUUUGUAUAACUGUAUCUAUGAG
This is a messenger RNA of Candidula unifasciata, 192 nucleotides long. NCBI's taxonomy places the organism in Eukaryota, Metazoa, Mollusca, Gastropoda, Stylommatophora, Geomitridae. The record is from the annotation of a GenBank genome assembly.